AUGGAUAAAGACAAGUACAGUCCGCAUCGAUAUAUAUCAAUGUUUUCACGUUCACAAAAGGAAUUGCACAUUAAAGACAUGAAAACAGGCGAGCUGUUCAAGUUGUGCAACGUUCCAACCAAUUUCUUUGGCCGCACUAUCCUUGAAGAAACCGGCCUCUUUCAUGUUAUAUGUAAGACAUUUUUUAAUUCGAAAUACAGUGGAACCCCUGUAUAACGAAUUGCUCACGGAUUAACAAGUUGUUCGUUAAAAAGGAGUGUUCUUAUACAGGAGUUUUAAAUGCACUGUGUAGUGUUAUACGGGAAUUUAAAUUUUGUUCGUUAUACAGGAGUUCCACUGUUGAAGAUAUUCAGCAAAGUACUAAAUCGCGCUUCCUAGUCAAUAUCGAGAAAAUCGAGAUUAAAAAAUGACGUUAUGAAUAUCCCGCCAAAUUAGCAUUGAGUUUCAAGCUUAUAAAUUUGUCUUUUAAUUAUUUUUCUUUGAUAUACUAGUAGAAAACCUUUAAACGAACAUAUAUUUUUAAAUUUUUAAGUGUAGCUUGUCUGGAAAGCAGAAAAAAAGGGUUUUAAACAAUUUUCAGAUAAGCUCGAUGGCUACGAUACAAUACAAUUUUACGACAUAAAAACGCGACAAAAAAUAUUUGAACGCUCAUAUGUUUCAACUGACAAAUCUUGGUACCCCCUUUCAAAUUAUGCCCUGUUUAACUAUGAUAGUGGCGAGGUAAGCGUUAAAAAAAUUAUUUAAAAAAAGUUAGAACGAUUGUUAUUAUUAAAACUUUAGUACAUCAUUUACAAUCCCAGAAAGAGACAAUUUUAUUCGAGAUUCAUCAACUGCCUGUAUCCAGAAUCUCACGAACAUAUCUCUCCAGAAGGAAUGUUUGAGUGUAGGUUUUCAUCAAUUCGCAGAACAGAAGGCCGUAGAUGUUUCGAUUAUUGCAUCUUACAUAAAUCUACGUUCUAUUUCGAUUACACAAAAGGUAAUAAAAAACCAAUAGGUUAUCGUUAAAAGUUAGUUAAACACACAUUGAUAUAAUAAAAUGACAUUUUUUAGAUAAACUCAGAUUGAUGCCUAUUGAUGUAGAUGAAACAGCAUAUGUUGACGAAAUAUGCAACCAAUGUGGAAUUUUUUUAAAGGAACAUCAAAACAUGACAAUUACUGCGUUAGCUGUUGCAAUGAAACAGUUUUUUGUAACAAAAAUACAAUUAUUGAAGACACGCCCAGCAAUUCCCAAAGUAACCAAAUUUAAUAAUGGGUUCCACUUUAUCACUAAGCUCACGUUUUUUCGGUCUCGUAAUGCUAACUAA
Messenger RNA from Bursaphelenchus okinawaensis, 1304 nucleotides. NCBI's taxonomy places the organism in Eukaryota, Metazoa, Nematoda, Chromadorea, Rhabditida, Aphelenchoididae. The record is from the annotation of a GenBank genome assembly.